GCGUAGGCAAGCCAGUGGCUCCUGGACCUAUGGGGACACAGCUGGACUGUAGGAAUCAAGACGGUGGAACACAAAGCUGAGCCUGAAUUGUGAGACAAUUCGUUGAACUCUGGAACAAUCACCUGGACUUUAGCCAUAACUCGUGGCUGGAACUGUGAGAAACUCAGCUGGACUGUGAGACACAAUACUGGACUGUGGAACUAAUGUUUAUCCUGUAAGACGCUUAGUUGCCCUCUGGAAGACUCAUCUGAACGGGGGAACAUUGAGUUGAAGUGGAGAACAUAUGGCUGGAUUGUGAGACUCAAAACUGGACUGUGGCUGUGCCAUGAAACCAAUUAUUGGCUUCUGAGAAAGUCACCUGGACCGAGCAGCACGUGGCUGGUCUGUGGAGCACACGGCAAGCCCCAGCAGAGGGAGACAAGGAAGAGAAAGCGGGAGACAAAGACUGUGUUUGGGCAAUGGGGACCCAUGAGUGUUGUCGCACACGGCUGCUUCUAAUCACCACAUUCUUCUGGGUUUCAUUUGUGCUCGUGGUCAUCGGUGUGCCAGACGACGAGUGCCCGGACACCAACCCGGCGAGCGAGACCUGCGAGUACGACGAGGUGUGUGACGAGGCGCGCUGCAAGUACAACGAGUACGCCACCUGCCACCCCAACCGCUGCGGCACCUGCGAGGCGGUGUUCCGCACCUACGACCACGCCAUGGUGAACUGCACCCGGCUGACCCCCAAGUGUCGCCUCAUGCACCUGGAGAUGCUGCACAACCGACAGAGCGCGGCGGGGAGCAGCGCCAGCGACGAGGUGUGGGACCUCGUCGACCUGGACGAGCCCUUCGAGCCCUCCUGCCACUCCAAUGGCUCGUUCCAGUCCAAGCAGUGCGACAGCGACUCGGGGCUCUGCUGGUGUGUGGACAGCGCCGGCGUCCGCGUCACCGACAAGAAGGUGGACGGCCCGCAGUGCGUGCGCCUCGUCCAAGUGCAUCUCAUACAGAUUGACUUGGAGUUUCGAGAUGACACGAACAAAAUUAUUCUGGGGAGAACACCUGAACUAAAACGACGAGUGGCAGAAAUGAUGGUGAGAGAAUACACGAUUAAGAAGAGCCAGAUUGUAGAAAUAAGCGUGAAGGAAACCCAACUGAAGGUGUCCAUCAAGAUCAGUGAAAACAACACAAAGGAGCCUGUGGACAUCGCGACUGUGGCAUACUACGUGGAACGGGACGUGAAGCGCAACGUGCUGCCGCUGGUGGUGGCCGGACACCGUCUGGAGCCGCGCGUCGUCCUCGUCCUCUACUUCGACAACGAGGCCCCGCGUAUCAACAUGAAGAGCGUGUUCCCUGGCGUGGCGGCCAUCAUCAUCGUCAUCGCACUCGCCGUGCUCACCGGAAUAUCCGUGUUUGUUGUUGUCACGCGGCGAUCACAGGAGGAGAAGUACAGGGUGUACUUCAUCGAGGAAGGGCAGGAGAUGGUGGAAAGAAGAGAAGGAAGCUUGGAAAUUGAAUAAUGCUUCAACGCUGAACACUCAAAUGCUACAAUAAGUUAUUCUUACCAAAAUUGUGUGCAAAAUAGUACCAUCUUCCCCAACACGAUUUCCCCUUUUUUAAAUCCUUUAUAUUAAGUUCACUUGCUUGCUUGCUUAGGACCGUGCAAAUCUUUCGGUCGUUUUUUAACCCACUUCCCGUGAUCCAAUCGAGCUGACAUUUUCCACACAGACUCGUUGUGCGUGACAAUUAAUGUUCGUGAAAAUUUUUUUCAAAAAUUUUACACUUUUUAGGACAAAAAUAUAAUAUUUAAUUACCAAUUGCUUAAUGCUGCCAUGCAAUCAUCUGACCCAUAGGUGGCAGCCGUCUCAAGCCAGAGGACGAGAGGACUCUAGCCGCCACGCAUAUAAAGGAUUUAUAGUGAAAAACUUUGUUUUUACGGGUUAUACUUGUUUUUACUCACAAUCAAGCAAAGAAAAGAUGUUGGUUUAACACGUAGGCUUCAAUUUAACACGUAGGCUUAUGGACGUAGGCUUUCACGACCAAUAUUAUCCAUAAUCGAGGUUUUUGGGUUAGAUCACGUAAAUAUAAAUGUGUCGUUAAACCAGCCAAUUCGAUGUGUCAAGUAAAACAUGGGAAUCUGUUACGAGUUCGUUACGAGUUCAGCACACUGGUGUGUUGGAGAGUAAACCCACAACAUUUACAUUGUGGUGUGCUGAACUAGUGACGAAUUGCCAUGUUUUGUUUAUAUGUGUUAUUACCCAUUAUAGUCCACAACAGUAUAUAUUGAUUAUAUAAUAGAAUACUAUUUACUUAUUUAUCUAUCUAAGAAAGCACCCAGUCCCAAGACUCUUGUUCAGGAGGGUCCAGCAUUGGGACGUUUGGCCCACUCAAAUUAUACUUUGUUUUUAGCUGUGGGAGGAAACCCACGCAGAACAGGGUGAGAACUUACAAAAUCAAAUGGCUGAUUUGUAAAAAUGUAUAUUGCAUUAAAGCGGGCCCCAUCAUUUAGGCAUAGUACAUGCCAAUCACAUCCGGCAACCAUAAUCAGAAUAUGUUUAACAAGCCUGACUCCGCUAAUGAGAUCCAUAAUGUAAAACACUUUUCCAGAAUGUGCUUGCUUAAACAAUGCUGCUCGCUGAUAUUGAUCUGGAAAGCGAAUAGGCCAAUAGGCAAUAGACUACAACACAUUUUAUUGAAUGUGGAGACAGAACGGAGGUUUGUUUAUAUAUGUUAUUACCCAUGAUGUUCCACAAAACAAUGCCAAAUUAGUUUCCAAAAAUAACAUUGAAGUCAUACAAAUAUCAAAUGUCGAUCACUAAACUGUGACUGCAUAAGAAACACUGGCUUAACGUGUUGGUAGUAACCUGUACAAUAUAUUUAGGGGGAUUAAACAGUUACCUCCUACCUCCAAGCCAUGGGCCAGAGCAGACAUUAGUACUACCUAAGGCAGACACACUUUAGUCGUGCCAAUUUAUUUCUAUGGCUAACGAGAGUUCAUUACUCGGUAACCUCGCUCAUUAUAAAUUCCACCACAUCUCCACUGUUGUUGGCUGCGUCGAUAAAUGGGAACCGCUCGGAGUUGCGUCACCUUCGAUGGUACCGACAAGUGAAAUAUCUGGUGUGGACUCAGGGACGAUGUCCCUUUUAUAGAUAUGUAGUCCAUAGAUAGGAGGUCAUUGUUUGUCAGUCGCUGCACAAGACUGACUACGUUAUAAUUGGUGUCUUUUAACUUGUUGUGUGUUAAAGUCGACGCCUAGUCGGGCGAGCGGUAGUGUAGCGGCUCCCGCUCACGGCCAACACCAGCGACGAUGAUCUGAAAUCGGUCCUGGACCUCUCCUAGAUCGACUCAGCCUCAAAUGAUGACCUGCUGUGGGGUGUAAACAUCGCAACUGGGGAGGCGACAAAGGCGGCUCUCGCCGCGGCGUUGGCCACCCAUCCCCUCGUGUGCCGCCUUUGUCUUCAUAGGUGCUCCUCGCUAAUAGCACUUGCCCCAAUAGUAUGUUAAGGCUAUAUGGGGGAUCUUUGUCUAUUGUCACCCACAGUCAACGUCAGUCGCCGGUGGCUACAAUUGUGUCUGGUGCUCACCAGUGAUCUGUCUGCGUUAACACAAAUAUGUUCAGAAAAUGGGAAGUUGAAGAGAGGUGCCCUCCUUCACGAGCAGCUGAGAAUGUUUUUUUUAAUGAUGAGGUUAUGGACAAGAGGAAUUCUGUAAGUUGAAAUCUGUGCUUUAACUUGAAAUCACAUGCAACUCCGCAGAGUGGCAAAACACAAAUGAAGCAAUUGAGCAGCCACGUUGUGCUUGCCCUCGGCCGCUGCACAUCAACUACAGCUGACAGCAAUAGCUGCAAAAGAUGUUGGGUUUAUCGCAGCUGACUGUAUUCCGGUUGGAUCAACCCAGAGACCAGAUUCCUGAAGUCCCCUCGCCACGCAAACUCGUCCACACACCCUGGCAGGAGCGGUGGACGGCCACGUGUGAACCGAGUCGUUUGACUGUUUUCUGCUUCAGCUUGGCAAAGCUGCGCGUCGGUUUUGGAGAAAAUGCUUAAAAGUAAGUGUUUUUUUUAAAAUGACAUUUGCGAUUCUUGCUCGACUGCUGUUUUGGGAAAAGAAAAAAACGGCACUGAUGCGUUCGCUGCAGUAGUCAGAAUCCUUAACACGAGCAAUGCGGUUUCCGUGUUAGAAGUGGGAGAAAUGAUUUCAUUAUAUGUAAAUAAAUCAGCGUUAUAUAGUGUUCCUUUCUCCUCGUCUCAUAAACACAUUUAAAAAAUGAACAGUCAUCCUGUUUUUGAGUGAAAUAAUGUUUAAAUGUUUAAACGUUAUUUUUGGUACAUUUACACGAUUGAGUUUCCAAACGAAUUUAAACAAAAAUAUUUUGCUCGUGUGAACCAAACA
Messenger RNA from Lethenteron reissneri (Far Eastern brook lamprey), 4371 nucleotides. RefSeq names its product tumor-associated calcium signal transducer 2-like. The record is from RefSeq and is a predicted model, not a curated record. Gene Ontology annotation, cellular component: membrane. Lineage: Eukaryota; Metazoa; Chordata; Hyperoartia; Petromyzontiformes; Petromyzontidae.